CUCCUUCUAGCUUGGAACCAGAUCGUGUCUCGUCGGUUCUCUCUCUACAUCCAUGGUUCUCUCUCGGUGUUCCUGAGGAAGUGUGUGUGAGCAGCUGAUCCAUCCAUCGUCUGUGUGUCUGGAUGAACCUCUGACUUUGUGCUCUUUCUUCUGAAGCCUCGGACUCUAGAAGCUAGCUUAGCAUGCUAGCUGGUAACACGCUAGCAACACAGAGUGAGAGAAACAGGAAGUGGUGAUUUAGUAAACAUGAGUGUUGUGCUGCUCUCGUUGGUGAAGCAGCGACUCACUGCAGCUGCUGAAGACAUCUUUGUUCUGUUUGAAAGAACGAUAGCAGAGUACGAGGAGGAACUGUCUCGUUCAAAACAGGAGAACGAGAGACACCGGAAACUACUGGACGCUGUUUUACAGCCUCAGCUUCAGAUCCACAGAGCAGACGUCCAUCAGCUGGUGGUGGUUAAAGAAGAGGUUCCCCCUCAACAGCAGGAGUGGAGCUCCAGUCUGGACCAGGAGGACCCAGAGCCCCCCCCACACAUUAAAGAGGAACAGGAGGAACUCUGGAGCAGUCAGGAGGGAGAGCAGCUUCAAGGGCUGGAGGAGGCUGAUAUCACCAAGUCCACAUUCACUCCUGUCCCUGUGAAGAGUGAAGAUGAUGAAGAGAAACCUCAGUCCUCUCAGCUUCAUCAAAGACAAACUGAACACCUGGAAACAGAAGCUGAUGGAGAGGACUGUGGAGGACCAGAACCAGCCAGGAACUCAGAUCCAGAGAGACAUUUACAACCAGAGACUGAGGACAACCCUGGAGACUCUUCUGAACCGGACACUGAAGACAACCCUGGAGACUCUUCUAUACCUGACACUGGAGACUCUUCUGAACCUGAGACUGAAGACAGUGCUGAUUGGAAGAAGACCAGAGAACCAGGUUCAAAGUCUCAGAGAAAUAAAAAAGACCCGGUCAGUGAUUCAAGACGUAGGACUGGAAAGAAACACUUUAGAUGCUCUCAGUGUGCGAAAAGAUUUGGCCGCAAGUCAAGUCUGAAUAGACAUAUCAUAAUUCAUACCGGAGAGAAACCAUUUACCUGCAUAAUUUGUGAGAAAUCUUUUGCGGAGAGAAGAGAUUUAAUGACACACAUGAGAAUCCACACAGGACAGAAACCGUUCAGCUGUUCAGUCUGUAAGAAAUCCUUUCCAAAGAGAGGACAUUUCCAACGACACAUGAGAAUACACACAGGAGAGAAACCAUUUAGCUGCUUAAUUUGUGAGAAAUCUUUUGCAGAUCGUGGGAAUUUAAUUGCACACGUGAGAAUCCACACUGGAGAGAAACCAUUCAGCUGCUCAGUCUGUAAGAAAUCUUUUUCAGAGAGAAGAGAUUUACAGAGACACAUGAGAAUCCACACAGGAGAGAAACCGUUCAGCUGCUCGGUCUGUGAGAAAUCUUUUACACAGAGAGGAGAUUUAAAGAGACAUAUGAGAAUCCACACAGGAGAGAAACCAUUCAGCUGCAGUGUUUGUGAAAAAAGAUUCACCUGGAGUCGUCAGGUCAAAAAACAUGAAUGUGUUGGUCGUCAGUCCUCACAGCUUCAUCAAACUCAAACUAAGGAGGACAGAGAGGCAGAGCCUCCAGCCAGCAGCUCAGCUGAACACAUGGAAACAGAAGCUGAUGGAGAGGACUGUGGAGGACCAGAACCAGCCAGGAACUCAGAUCCAGAGAGACAUUUACAACCAGAGACUGAGGACAACCCAGGAGACUCUUCUGAACCUGACAUUUUCCAAGUCAAAUCUGCAACAAAAAAAGAGGACAAUUAAUUAGUCCUUCGACAAUUCAUAUGAGAAAAAUCUGUCUGUAUAAACUCUGUUUGACAAUGUUCAUACAUGACUUAAUCUAAACUCCAUCAUUAUCAACAGAAGUUUUGAAUAUGUUUAAUGUUUUUGUCAUACUACUUUUCUGAUGUGUACUAUAACCACUGACUGAUUAAUCUGCAGUAGUUUCUCUAAUAAUCUGUUUGUUUAAUGAAAUGUUGUGACUUUAAACUUCCAUUGGGAUGUUGUUGAUAGUUCCUGUUGAGUUAUCAGUCUGUUCUGGUCUAAAAGAAGAACCAAUGACUUAUUGAUAUAGAGAAUGUGUACGAUGUUUUCAGUUUGAUUCUGUUUAUAUCAUCAAACCAAACUAAAAGAAAAAGGCCUUUGAAACAGA
Messenger RNA from Gymnodraco acuticeps, 2191 nucleotides. Its product is annotated as zinc finger protein GLI4-like. NCBI's taxonomy places the organism in Eukaryota, Metazoa, Chordata, Actinopteri, Perciformes, Bathydraconidae. The record is from RefSeq and is a predicted model, not a curated record. Gene Ontology annotation, cellular component: nucleus. The coding region runs from base 247 to 1803 and encodes 518 amino acids. The transcript is spliced from 2 exons. Gene Ontology annotation, molecular function: RNA polymerase II transcription regulatory region sequence-specific DNA binding; DNA-binding transcription factor activity, RNA polymerase II-specific. Gene Ontology annotation, biological process: regulation of transcription by RNA polymerase II.